This is a messenger RNA of Ziziphus jujuba (common jujube), 1827 nucleotides long. Its product is annotated as probable beta-1,4-xylosyltransferase IRX10L. The coding region runs from base 236 to 1669 and encodes 477 amino acids. The record is from RefSeq and is a predicted model, not a curated record. The transcript is spliced from 8 exons. Lineage: Eukaryota; Viridiplantae; Streptophyta; Magnoliopsida; Rosales; Rhamnaceae. Gene Ontology annotation, molecular function: glycosyltransferase activity.
CAAAAAAAAAAAAAAAAAAAAUCAAACAGCAUGGAAAUGAUACCGAAAGCUUCACAUCACACUGUCUCUCUCGCUCUUCUCUCAGAAAUUCUCCAUCUGGGUUCUCUUCAUUUUCUCGUCCCAGUCCCAUUCAUGAUCAAUCUCAUAGGUUUAAACAAACGCCAUUACUAAUAAAUUUACAGAAAAGGAAAACAUUUUUCUUUAAACGACGACGUUUUCACGGCUUCUUCAUAAUAUGAGCACGAUGACCUCCUCCCAGAAACCGAAAAUCACAAACCGUAGUAGCCAAAUGAGAAAGAAGAGCAUGAUGAACAACAAAGCUCACCACCAUCGGCCUCCGUGCACUCGCAAUCAGCGGAUAGCAUCCCUCCUGUUGGUUUUCGCCGCCUGCUUCUUCUUCAUAAGGAGUUUGGACCGUACGUUUCGCCGUCCAUGCAUCCCCAACUUCACGACCGAUCUCGUCCGCACAUCACGGUUGCCUUUCACAGACGGUGGUGAUCUCUCUUGGCCCCAGCGAGGAUAUGGGGUCCACCUCGAUCUGAAAAUCUACGUUUACGAGGAGGAUGAGGUCGACGGCUUGAAGGAGUUGAUGUACGGGAAAGACGGCAAUACUAUAACCGCAGAUACUUGCUCGAGAGGCCAAUGGGCCACUCAGGUGAAAAUACAUAAGCUGCUUCAAACAUCGAAAUUUCGCACAAGAAAGAAAGAGGAAGCAGAUCUAUUCUUUGUGCCAACAUAUGUCAAAUGUGUCCACGUGUUGGGUGGCCUCGACGACAACCAGAUUAACGAGACCUAUAUCAAGGUAUUGAGUCAAAUGCCAUAUUUCAGAUUAUCUGGUGGCCGAAACCAUAUAUUUGUUUUUCCCAGUGGUAAUGGAGCUCACUUCUUUAGCUCUUGGGCAACAUAUAUAAACCGUUCCAUAUUUCUUACUCCAGAGGGUGAUCGAACUGAUAAGAAAGAAACAAGUAGCUUCAAUACAUGGAAAGAUAUAAUAAUUCCUGGCAAUGUUGAUGAUGGGAUGACCACCACGAACGACUUGGUCGGUGUCCAGCCUCUGCCUCUAUCGAAACGAAAGUAUUUAGCAAAUUAUAUAGGACGUGCACAAGGAAAGGUUGGUCGUCUUAAAUUGAUAGAGCUCGGAAAGCAAUUUCCUGACAAGUUGGAAUCUCCAGACUUGAAGUUCACUUUUCCUGAUAAACUAGAGAAGAUGGAAUAUUUUGAACACCUGAGAAAUGCCAAGUUCUGCCUUGUUCCUCGUGGAGAGUCAUCGUGGACUCUUCGCUUUUUUGAGUCUUUCUUUGUGGAGUGUGUCCCAGUGAUAUUAUCAGAUCAAAUAGAAUUGCCAUUUCAGAAUGUUAUUGACUACACUCAGAUAUCAAUCAAAUGGCCAUCUGAUCACAUAGGACCUCAGCUAUUGGAGUACUUAGAGUCAAUACCAGAUGAAGCUAUAGAGAAUAUGAUUAGCAAUGGCAGAAAAGUAAGGUGUUUAUGGGUCUAUGCUCCUGAAUCAGCUCCAUGUUCUGCAAUGCAAGGAAUCAUGUGGGAACUCCAGAGGAAAGUCAGGCAAUUUCACCAUUCAGCUGAAACCUUUUGGCUGCACAAUGGUUCUAUUAUGAACAGAAACUUUGUCAAAUUCUCUGAUUGGAAACCUCCUAUGCCUUUGCCUUGACUAUGCUUGGAAAUUAUCUACUAUUAGUUUAUUUGUAUUAAUCUUUUUAGCUGUCAAUUGCCGUGUUUGUUCAAAAAUGAAUGUAUAUUCUGGAUAGAUUUUGUACCCUUUUGUAAAUUAAAUAAUAACCAAUACUGGAAGGAACUUUUCUUCCUAUU